UGGUUGAGUUGUUGAGGAGGCAAAUCGGGGAUGCAUGAAUUACAGCUUGUGACCGCCGGCCGGUCUCACCACCGAGUUGCUGUUCCCAUCUCCAUUGAUUGCUUGGUUCCUUUCGAUGGUUUCGCUUCAAGCACUGGGAGAGAACAAAUGUGUCCUUUCUUGUACGAGGCAUUUACGCGAACAGGUCACGGGCAGUGAAGGAGGGAUAGGUAACUCGUUCUUGUCGUGACUUGGAUCGUGUUUAACUACGAGGAUCAUGACUUACGUCGGGAUACAGUCGCGGUUAAGAAACAGUACAGAGUUAAGACUUAAAGAGUCCACCGUGGCCAAGAUUGGGUCGGGUCGGGUCCGGGUCCGGUUUAAGGUUGAUUGGGUUGGGCUGGGUUUUGUUUGAGUCUGGUCAGAUUCAAAUUAACAUGGGCUUGGGUCAGUUUCUUAAUCUCUCACGUGCAAAGCAGGUGGAGUGAUUUGGUUCAGUUUCCGAACUGUCUUCUUCCAACGCGAUCGAGGCCGUCCAUCCACCGAUGCAUAUCUCUUGGGCCGUCGUUUGGGCCGAUACGAUACCGGUUCCGAUUGGUGCGGGCACGGCGGUGUUCUCGGCUUGAGAGUGAAGGCAACGGACGAGCGGAAGAGAACCCGAGAAGUAAUGGCGACGGCGGCGGACGGCCGUCUUCAGGGCGCUAGGAGCGCCAACACCAGUAGCUUCUCGCGAGCCCGGUCGUCGCCCUCGGCGGUGCUGCCCUCGCCUCCGAACCCUGGCGUCAAACUCGGCCCUAAUGGCGCCACCUUUGUCUCAUCUGGAAUCCCAGACCUCGAUAGAAUCCUUGGGGGCGGGUUCCUUUUGGGAUCGUUGGUGAUGGUGAUGGAGGACGCUGACGCGCCCCACCAUCUCCUCCUCCUUCGGAACUUCAUGUCCCAGGGCGUUGUCCAUCGGCAGCCCGUCCUCUUCGCCAGCCCUCUGAGGGACCCGAGGGCGUUUCUUGGCACGUUGCCUUCGCCUGUCUCCUCGUCCAAGGAGCACAGGCAACGAGACACCCUUGUCGACCACAAUCAGCAAGAUCAGGAGAAGGGUUUGCGCAUAGCAUGGCAGUAUAAGAAGUAUUUCGGGGACCAGCAGUCUUCUCAGAAUCAUAACAGAGAUGUUAAGCAGGAAUUCAGCAAUGACUUUGAUCUGCGAAAGGCCCUUGAAAGACAGCAUGUCCAGUAUAUUGAAAGCAUGAGUAUUCAAGAUAUUCCACAUCUAACCAUACUCCGUGAUCGAUGUUCAAACUUUUUAUCUGGACUUCCACGGUCUGAUGGUGGCAACUUAAGUGCUGGUCGUAUUGCUAUUCAGUCAUUGUGUGCUCCACAAUGUGGUUACGCUGAAAUGGACUGGGACUUGGUUGCCUUUAUCAGGUUUCUGAGAUCAAUUAUUCGUUCUUCAAAUGUAGUUGCUGUGGUAACGUUUCCCACUUCAUUUCUUUUGCCUGCAUUUCUGAAGAGAUGGCAGCACCUGGCAGAUACAUUGUUGUCUGUCAGAGCAAUUCCAGAUGAAGAUAAGGAUAUGGCUAAACUCCUUACAGGAUACCAAGAUAUGUUAGGGCUUUUACAUGUGCACAAGGUUGCUCAGAACAAUAGCCAGGUUCCAACGGUACUAGAGGCAUCUACAUUCUCAUUAAAGCUUCAGAAGCGGAGAUCUCUGGUCUUGGAACGUCUAAAUCAAGCUCCUGUAGAGGCUUCAAGCGGCACUUCAUAUUCAACAUCUGGCACUUGUUCUGGGCCAUCAAAAGGUUCAUCUCUUGAUUUCUAGUAAGUCUUUAACUUGAAAACAUGAUGGAUGAUGGAUUUCCACAAUCGACCCAUCUCCGAUUUCCAAAGCUGUUGGUCUCACAAGGCUUCUUCAUGAGUUGCAAUCAUAGUUUGCAUGCAAUGGAGUUGGGCACCAAGAUUUUCCCUCCCUUGUUCAUUGUUAGUUUAAGCAUCUGUGCAGCACGACGGAUCUGAUGGGUCUCCCAACAAACAAGUAAAACGUAGAAGACAGACAGUAGAGGGGUCCUCAGUGUUCUCCAAUAUAAAUUUUUGUACUUCAAAAGACUUUCUCAUGUGCACAUUUUAGCAUGGUUGAUUUAGGUUAUCACUGUUCAUUAUGGCUGGAAUAGCCAGUUUUUUUUUUGUCUUUAUUUACCAUUGGAAGAUGUUCUGGUUAUUGCUUACUUUAGAUGUCCGAUGAACUUUGUGGAUGAUCCUUAAACAACCCAUCUCUCGUUCUUUUA
Molecule: messenger RNA, 2252 nt
Organism: Musa acuminata AAA Group (dessert banana)
Lineage: Eukaryota; Viridiplantae; Streptophyta; Magnoliopsida; Zingiberales; Musaceae
Product: elongator complex protein 4-like
Exons: 8
Coding region: 647-1789 (380 amino acids)
Biological process (GO): tRNA wobble uridine modification
Cellular component (GO): elongator holoenzyme complex; cytoplasm; transcription elongation factor complex
Source: RefSeq, a predicted model, not a curated record